UGUUGUUCAGUCUUUCCCAGUUGGUGAUAACUUAAUGGUUUGUGUGCUGUUUUUAUUUUAUUUUUUUAGAACAAAAGGUUUACGCAACUUAAUCUCUUAAUGGAGCUCAUCGAAAGCAGUUACAAAGGGGAUACAAAAAAUGGCAGGAUGGAUGGAAAAGGAGAGUACACCUUUCCCACAGAGACCAAGUAUGAGGGAGAGAUGAAAGAUGGGAUGUUCAAUGGCAAAGGAGUGCUACACUUUCCAAAUGGAAGUAAAUAUGAGGCCACCUGGGAAAAUGGCAUAGCUAAACAGGGGUCCUUUACUUUUGCUGAUGGUCUGCAGUACCAGGAGAAGGACUGGGACUACUGCGAUGGUUACGACAGGCGCUUCUACAGUGAGAGGUGUAAUGGACUCAGACCUGCAGGAGAAUCUCAGCUAACUGAUCUUCAUCCCCCACACAUCAUUCCCGAUGGAUGCUACGAUUGUGGAGAUGGUUUCUAUGACCCCAAUACCAGAGUCGUCACUUCCCACACUGGCAGAUUCCUCAGGAAUGCAGAUGACUCCGAGCAUGACUGGAUUGUGCGGACUUGUCGGAAAGCUUGGGAUGAGAUUGUUGGAGUUGAUCCUGAAAACUCUGUUGCAACCAUUCCUGAUGAGACCAGUAGUAUCAACGGAUCCAUUGUUUAAAACUCCACUUUGUAUUUGUAUGUAAAGCCUAUUAAAACUAUAAAACAUUU
This is a messenger RNA of Cottoperca gobio, 719 nucleotides long. It is a transcript of the gene morn5, whose product is annotated as MORN repeat containing 5. The transcript is spliced from 5 exons. The record is from RefSeq and is a predicted model, not a curated record. The coding region runs from base 100 to 669 and encodes 189 amino acids. NCBI's taxonomy places the organism in Eukaryota, Metazoa, Chordata, Actinopteri, Perciformes, Bovichtidae.